Messenger RNA from Notolabrus celidotus (New Zealand spotty), 2494 nucleotides. RefSeq names its product tumor necrosis factor receptor superfamily member 13C-like. The transcript has 5 exons. The record is from RefSeq and is a predicted model, not a curated record. NCBI's taxonomy places the organism in Eukaryota, Metazoa, Chordata, Actinopteri, Labriformes, Labridae. The coding region runs from base 621 to 1220 and encodes 199 amino acids.
CUGUCACAUAGACCUGCGUGUCGUCUGCGUAGCGACUGAAUGUUUCUGUAAGCGAUGAAGAGCGUGAAGAUUUAAAACAGAGGAGGCCUCAGGACGGAGCCGAGGGGAACUCCCCUGUGUCGUUUAGGAUUUAGCUGAAGGACAGAGAUCCAGACUAAAGGGCUCUGUCAUGAAAGAUUUGAGAUCUUGUGUUUUAUUGUAUGAGUCAUGCUCUUUAUGUGGCUGCAACCAGCCAAUCAUGGCCCUCGUUAUUGCCCUGCCCUAAAAUGAUACACAGAUGUGGGGGAAGAGAGAUCAGUUACCUGAUUACAGUGAAAGAGUUCAUGUUACUGUGUGUGUGUGUUCAGAAACAAAACCACACACACACACACACACACACACACACACCACACACACUCUCAGAUAACAACCCCCAAGGCUCAACAAUAAAGAAGAUUGAAGAUAACAUCCAGUUUCCUGCACCAUGGUGGCCACACUAUCCCUACCAGCUUGAUUUACACUCCUAAAUAAUCCUACCUUCAUAUCAGGCUCUAAGCUGUUUAUUUUUGAGUCUUUAAUAUAAGUGAAGAGUAGGUGAGCACGGCGGCAGGUCUCUCCACAUUACUCACCCUGCUGCCGCCAUGAACAGGAAGAACUGUUCUGCCGGUACUGAGUGGGACAGCCUCGUCAAACAGUGCAUGCCCAGCAGGACUAAAACCAGACCUCAACCUGAACCUGCUGAACCGCUGACAGCGCUGCCCCAGCCUCCUGUGGUCCAGGUGAGAGCCACGUCCCCUCCUCCUGUGACCUCGUCAGUGAUGGUUCUGAGUCCGGCUCUGUGGAUCUACGUGGUUCUGGUCACAGUGGGCUCCAUCCUGGCCUUGGCGCUCUUCUUCAUCUAUUACAAACAUAAGGCCAGGACCAGCAGAACCCAAGCGGACGCAGCUCAGCAUCAGGACUCUCUUCUGAAAGCAGAGCCGCCUGUCAUCCACGUCAUUAACAACCACGCAGCAGCAGCAGCAGCAGCAGCCGGGGGCCCUCCCGGGGCUCUGCUGUACCCAGUGGCCCAAACAGGUUCAGCGUGGGAGGACGAAUUCUCUGCUUACAGGGAUCCCCCAGAGCAUGCUGGGACGGGGGCGGAGGGAGGGCUGCCUUCAGGCGGCACGGCGAGGGAACACAGAGUCCCACUUCCUGCCACAGAGCUGGGCGGCACUGUGCUCGUUACAACUAAAACCAUGUAGGCCUGAGGUCUGAGUGUGUGUGUGUGUGGGGAGUGUGUGGGGAGUGUGUGUUUCUCAGCAUGCUCUCUACACACUGAGCUCACUGUGUUUCCUUAUUCUGAUCCAUAUUUUGGAUAACUUCAUGUACCGCCAUGUUUUUAUGGUUUUUAAGAUCGUAUUUGAAUCACUUUCUUUCUUUCUGCUGACAAAGAUAAAGUUUUUAUAAAGAUCAGUGUCCAGUAGUUUCAUCUUUUUCAGUUUUAUAGACUUCAAAGUGUUAAAGACAGAAGAGGAGCUGUGCUGUAUCUCAAACAUCAUUUAUUACAACAUGAACUCAUCACAGAGACGUUGCAUGGUGAGGAAGGUAGUUGUUACAUGUUCUCCUGUUUGUUGUCGUCACUGUCUGUGCAGCAGGAAAAAAGCUAUUUACACGGUAAAUAAUUUUAUUAUGAAUCGAGAGCUCCUGCAGGAAACAUCUGAACAUUAUCACAAACAGUAAGAGUUCAUGCAGCGUCACACCUCAGGAUCUGGAUUUACUUCAGAGGAGAACUGACCCUUUAAAGAUUAAAGAUCUCAAAGGAGGACCGUCACGCUGAAACCCACGAGGUCCUUCAGAGGCAGGAGAAAAUCCAUCUGACGCAUGUCGUGUGACAUUCAUCUCAUCUUUGUGGAUGUUUACUGUCUGACUUUGGCGCCCCCAAGUGGCAGCAUGAAACAAACACUGAGGCAGACUGCAGCAAAGGGAGAUGGAGAGGAAAUGAGAGCCACACUCAUGGCUGAUAAUCUUAAAACUAGUUGCACUCUUUUCCACGUUUCUUUUCUUGUCAUUGAAGAGUUUAAUCGUGUAGAGAGAAACACAGGACAGCAACUUAUUUAUAACUCUUCUUCCACCUCAGCUAACAUCUUAAAUUAUAUUUACAUCACCUGUGGUUGGAUUGUUCAGUCUGACUCUCACUGAUGUUCAUGCAGCAGAUAGAGGAGGUUUGAGCUGUGGAUAUUUGGCGUCUUAAAGUCUUAAAUGUUUAUCAGUUUAUGUUACAUUUGAAUGUUUUAAUCUAUGAACACCUUUACCUGUGUCGUAUCUGGAUUCCUCACCUCAGAUAGUUUACCCUAGACUCUCCCAUAAUGCAACGCUGCUGUGUGUCCCUGCUGAUGUGCUGAGUUAAGGUCAUUACACUCAUGUCAAAGAGGUGAUACAGAGGAAUGAUGCUUACUCCAAAUCAGGAGACUAAACUCUGUCUGUGGACACAUAUAUGUACUUCUUUGACUUUAAAUAAAAGUACAGUAUGCUCACA